AUGGGCGACUGGAGCUUUCUGGGGCGGCUGCUGGAGAACGCUCAGGAGCACUCGACGGUCAUCGGUAAAGUCUGGCUGACGGUCCUCUUCAUCUUCCGGAUCCUGGUGCUGGGGGCGGCGGCCGAGGAGGUGUGGGGCGACGAGCAGUCCGACUUCACCUGCAACACGCAGCAGCCCGGUUGCGAGAACGUCUGCUACGAUGAGGCCUUCCCCAUCUCGCACAUCCGCUUCUGGGUGCUGCAGAUCAUCUUCGUGUCCACGCCGACGCUCAUCUACCUGGGCCACGUGCUGCACAUCGUCCGCAUGGAGGAGAAGCGGAAGGAGAAGGAGGAGGAGCUGCGCAAGGCCAACAGGUUCCGAGAGGAGAAGGAACUCCUUUAUAAAAAUGGUGGAGGCGCUGCAGGAGCUGGAGGAGCUGGAGGAGGAGGCGGCAAGAAGGAGAAGCCGCCAAUCAGGGACGAGCACGGAAAAAUCCGUAUCCGGGGCGCGUUGCUGCGAACCUAUGUGUUCAACAUUAUUUUCAAGACCCUGUUUGAAGUGGGAUUCAUUUUGGGCCAGUAUUUCCUCUACGGCUUCCAGCUGAGGCCCCUGUACAAGUGUGCACGUUGGCCCUGCCCCAACACCGUGGACUGCUUCAUAUCGAGGCCCACUGAAAAGACUAUUUUUAUUAUAUUUAUGCUUGUGGUGGCUUGCGUGUCUCUUUUGCUGAAUUUGUUAGAGAUCUAUCACCUCGGGUGGAAGAAGGUGAAACAGGGCAUGACCAACGAGUUCGCCCCCGACCACGAGUCGCUGCGACGCGUCAACAUUGCGGCCCCUAAGUGCUUGGCCUUGGCCUCCAGAACUGCCCCCUCCGGCCUCAGCUACCCUCCCAAAUACACGGACGUGACGGCGGGCAGCGGGGCGUUCCAGCUGCCCUCGGCGGGGCCGGCGACCGCGCCCUCGGCGGCGGAGUUCAAGGUGGAUGAACUCCAGCGGGAGGAGCCGCUCCGACAGCACUCCCCCUCUCCACACUACUACAUCAGCAGCAACAACAACAACCACAGGCUGGCCGCGCAGCAGAACUGGGCCAACCUGGCCACCGAGCAGCAGACUCGGGAGAUGAAGGCCGCCACUCCACCCUCCUCAUCCUCCUCCUCCUCCACCAGCACCGACAAGGAGGAGCAGCAGCUGCAGCAGCCCGUCGAUGCUGCGCUGCUCCCUCCAACCAGCAACACCAACUCAACGGCCGCCGCCGCAUCCGGCAGCAGCACUGCGUCCAACGCGGGCAGCUGGAGCGGGGGGAAGAGCGAGCAGGAGGAAGGCCACGUCACCACCACCACCGUGGAGAUGCACGAGCCUCCGGUAUCGGUCGGCACAGACCCUCGGCGGCUCAGUCGGGCCAGCAAGAGCAGCAGCAUCAGGGCCAGGCCGAGCGACCUGUCUGUCUAG
This is a messenger RNA of Anoplopoma fimbria (sablefish), 1428 nucleotides long. It is a transcript of the gene gja3, whose product is annotated as gap junction protein, alpha 3. Bases 1 to 1428 code for a protein of 475 amino acids. NCBI's taxonomy places the organism in Eukaryota, Metazoa, Chordata, Actinopteri, Perciformes, Anoplopomatidae. Gene Ontology annotation, cellular component: connexin complex. The record is from RefSeq and is a predicted model, not a curated record. The transcript has a single exon. Gene Ontology annotation, biological process: cell communication.